Messenger RNA from Nicotiana tabacum (common tobacco), 1823 nucleotides. RefSeq lists its product as uncharacterized. Lineage: Eukaryota; Viridiplantae; Streptophyta; Magnoliopsida; Solanales; Solanaceae. The record is from RefSeq and is a predicted model, not a curated record.
ACUCCGUCGCGUUUGGUUUACUUACGGUAGAACUCCUUUUCCUUUCAAUUGGGAAACAAAAGCAUUAUUCCAACAGAAUUAUUCCUUCUAAUAAAAUAAAAUUCCUUUCCGCCGAUUGCCCCACUCCCUUUCCUUUACUUCUUCCUUAUAGUUCCCUGAGUUGCGAUCCGGCUUUCAGAUUCUACGGAUUGAAGCUUAAGUUAUAUUGUUUGAUCCCUUCCUCUGAACUAUUUAUUUAGUCAUAUAAGCUUACAACAUGGCGUCAACGGAGGGGCUGAUGCCAAUAACAAGAGCUUUUUUGGCUUCUUAUUAUGAUAAGUACCCAUUUACCCCUCUCUCUGAAGAUGUUUCUCGUCUUUCUGAUGAAAUUUAUUCAAUGGCUAAUGAUCUGCAUGAGGGUUCUCCUUUGACCGAAGGAGAAAGUUCAUUAGUCCGUGAAGCAGAAAGGCCCCCUCCUCACAAAGUUGAUGAGAAUUUGUGGAAGAAUCGAGAACAGAUUGAAGAAAUACUUUUCCUAUCGGAAAGCUCCAACUGGCCACCAGUGCUCAAAUCGCAGUCAACCGCUGAAGAUGCUGAACUUGUGUCUCUUCUUGGACGGCUUGGGGAAAAAUUUCGAAAUACAUUGAAGGUUUUGGAGACUUUCCAAUCAAGGAAUUCCGAGUUUGUAUUCAACACUGUGAUGACGUACAUGCCACAAGACUUCCGCGGCACUCUUAUUAGGCAGCAGAGGGAGCGUUCUGAGAGAAAUAAGCAGGCUGAAGUUGAUGCUCUAAUCAACUCUGGUGGAAGUAUUCGUGAUCGAUAUGCUCUACUAUGGAAUCAACAAAUGGAACGGAGGCGGCAACUGGCUCAACUGGGUUCUGCUACAGGUGUCUAUAAGACACUGGUGAAGUAUUUAGUUGGAGUGCCACAAGUUCUGUUGGAUUUUGUUCGGAAAAUAAAUGAUGAUGAUGGGCCAAUGGAAGAGCAGAGACAACGUUAUGGUCCACCUUUGUACAGUCUCACGAAAAUGGUGCUCAACAUUCGUCUUUUUCUUUCUUUACUAUGGCGACGUUUUGAAGCUAGAAAACUAUCAAAGGAUCAAAUGGCGGUCUUGGAAGAAGCAGUAGAUGUCUACACAUCUGAGUUCCAAAGAUUCAUCAAAUUCAUUGGUGACGUAUUUGCGAAUUCCCCUUUCUUUAUUACUGCGGAAGAAGCUGGUGCAUUAGAUGCCAGAAAAAGUGACGAAUACAAGGAAGUGAGUGUUCCAGCAGGAAAAACUCAUGAGGUUUCAUUGACGGUGGACGCCAUAAAUUCAUACAUUGCUUGGGAUUUCGCUUUGGUUCAAGGCAGAGUGGAUAUGGACAUUGGCUUUAGCAUGGAGUUUACGAAUCUUUCCGGACAGAAGACGCAAAUCUUACCUUAUCGACGAUAUGAUGCUGACCAAGGAAACUUUUGUACGGUUCUAGCUGGACACUACAAACUCAUAUGGGAUAAUUCUUAUUCUACAUUUUUCAAGAAGGUCCUGCGGUAUAAGGUGGAUUGUAUACCUCCUGUUGUAGAGCCAGCGCUUUCAUCUGAUCAAGUAGAUGAGUGAAAGUAUUCAUUCAGAUUUUUUAUUGCUGCCAAUUGCUUAUGAAGAUAUUAUGUCUCAUUUGUUUGUAUACAAAGGCAUUUCCUUGUUUGUACUGCUUGAAUUAUACCAGAUUAAUCCACCCUCUGCUGCUUAGUCCCGAUCUCAUGCUGUAACCACCUGUUGUAUUGAUUGAUGCCCAUAUCAAGAUAAAGUCUCAGCAGUAAUGACUUUCAUUAUGCUUCUAAUGUUGACAUUAUUUGGAUAUUUA